This is a messenger RNA of Darwinula stevensoni, 4343 nucleotides long. The record is from the annotation of a GenBank genome assembly. NCBI's taxonomy places the organism in Eukaryota, Metazoa, Arthropoda, Ostracoda, Podocopida, Darwinulidae.
CGGGGCUCGGGAGGAAGCACUCAGCGCAUGCGCCAAAUGGAACAUGGCUGCGCACUUGGGCAGUGGGGUUCCUUCGCCGUUCCAAGUGUCGUUGGAACUUUGCCGUGGAUAAAGGUUAAGGUGUUUCUUACCAAGUCUAGUUCAUGAUGUGCAGAUUCCUUGCAAUAACCAUUUUGUGCCUCGUAAGUGUGAGCCUUGUGUCGCACGAAUGCGAGGCAAAGAGGCAUCGCCUUCAACUAGAGGAUGAUGUGAGGAAGUACAUUGCUCUAAGCUCAUUUGGUUUCUACAAAGGAGGCUUCCUUGAGGUCACUCUUCAUGAAUUUGCAUUUUCUCCAUAUAAUCCAGACGGAAAGUUUGGGUUCAGCAUUGAUCAUACUGCGAGUGAUUCUAUAAAUCCUUAUAUGGAAACAAAUAAGGAUAAAUGCCUGCUUGAAGAUGAGAGUGUCAUUAACUCUGUUGAUGCCUCAAAUGCAUUUGUGCUGUUCAUCAUGGAUCUCAAGGACAAUGUCAUGACAGUGAAAUGCAGUCCACAACUUCAGACCAUUCAGAUAGAGGCAAUGAUCACAUCUCAGCUGCCUGAGCAUGGAAAAGCUGGGCAAAAGAAGAAAUUCCCAACACCACUUGGGCUACCAUACAGACAGAAGAGGGACGUACCAUCAUUUUUCAUGAAGGCCACAAGUGAUACUACCCUCUUUCAGUCACGUAGUCGAAGAUCUGCAAAAUCCGCAGGACCGACAGCUGCACCAGUAUCCAAGGAAGCUGGUAACAUAUGUAGUGAAAUUGCUAUUCCUCUAUCUCAAGACAACCAUACAACAGUUUUUUCAUCAAAUUUCUCUAUACGCAUCCGCACAGAAAAAGAAGAAGGCCUGUACAGCUUUUACUUUCACAAUUGUGAGAAUUAUAAGGGAAAUCAGAAGACAUCAGUCAAAUUAGACAUUUCCAUCACUGAAAAGAAUGAAGACAGUUUCCUCUCUGCUGGAGAAAUGCCAUUACCAGCCUUGUAUUUCAUGAUGUCCUUCCUGUUUUGCCUAACAGGCAUUUUCUGGUUGUUUCUUCUUCAUAAAAGUUGGUCCACAGUGUUCAAGGUUCACUACCUGAUGGGCAUCCUAGUGUUUACAAAGUCACUCUCUCUCCUCUUCCAUGGCAUCAAUUAUCAUUUCAUUGAAGUCCAUGGAGUUCAUCUUGAGGCUUGGGCAGUCCUGUACUAUAUCACCCACCUUCUGAAAGGAGCCCUUCUUUUCAUCACCAUUGUCCUGAUUGGGACUGGCUGGGCAUUCAUCAAGCAUGUUUUGUCUCCAAAAGACAAGAGGAUUUUCAUGAUUGUUAUCCCUCUCCAGGUGUUGGCAAAUGUUGCCCUAAUCAUCACAGAAGAGACUGAAGAAGGGGAAAUAGGCAGAACUGUUUGGCAGGAGAUUUUCAUCCUAAUAGAUCUCAUCUGCUGUGGUGCCAUCCUGCUGCCUGUUGUAUGGUCCAUCAGACACCUUCAGGAGGCUUCUGAAACUGAUGGAAAGGCAGCCCUGAAUUUGAAAAAGUUGAAACUCUUCAGACACUUCUACAUCAUGAUUGUGUGCUAUAUCUACUUCACACGUAUUAUUGUGUAUCUGCUCCGACUGACACUACCUUUCCGAUAUGAAUGGCUUGAUGAAAUGUUUCAUGAGAUGGCAACCUUUGUAUUCUUUGUACUGACUGGAUACAAGUUCCGACCUGCAUCGAACAACCCCUACCUUCAAGUACCAGUAGAGGAUGAGGAAACAGUGGAAGAUGAAGUGCUCACAGAAACUGGCCUCACCCAGAAUGUGGUGAAACUAAAUCGUGAAAGACGGCCCUCAAGGAAUGGACACGAGGAUGCUGACUGGGAGAGAGGACAUCUUCUCAAAGGAGAGGCUAGUGAUGCUACUCUUGAUGAUGUGGAGGAACAACGAAAGGAGAGGAAAGACCAUAGUUUACAGAUGAAUGUAACAACAGGACGAGUGUGGUGUCAUUCUUGUGACAAAGAGGUUUUCCUGGACAACAACAAACCACCAUUGGGAGGGGUCAUGGAAACAGUCACAGACAACAUCUUUUACUCUAGUAGCUACAGACGAUCCUCUGGAGAUGGAGAUGAAGACUUUGACAUGAAUGAAAAUGAGGAAGAUGAUUUUGGCUCAGUUGAUGGUCAAGUUCGAGGGUUGACAGGACUGCAGAAUUUUGGUGUGACUUGUUAUAUGAAUGCAGCCAUACAAGCAUUAUCCAAUACUAUUCCCCUCACCUCCUACUUUCUGUAUAAUCCUCCGACAAGCAGACAUGAAAGAAAGACAAUGCCUUCUCAAGAUUAUCGUAAACUUGUCCAUGCCAUCUGGGGUGGUCAGCAACCACCAGCUUGUGUGUCACCUUCUGAAAUGUGGCGCAGUGUUCGUCUGGCUAUCCCUGCCUUUCGAGGCUUUCAGCAACAAGAUACUCAGGAAUUUCUCCGUUGCUUUAUGGAUCACCUACAUGAAGAUUUGAAAGAAAGGGUCCUCUUUCAUGCUGAUAAUGGCAGAAUGGGUGGAGGUGAUCAUAUGGUGCAAGAUGAUUCUGAUACUGCUCCAUCUGAGGAAGGGUAUGAAACUUGUGAUUCAGGAGUCAGUGAUGAUCUCUCAUCAACAAAUUCUCCUCAGCCAAGAACCCAAAAGCAAAGGAUCAGUCGCCAUAAGAAACAGCAGUCGAUGGAUGUAGAAGAAGAUGAAGUGCCUCAGGGAGAUGUAGAUGCCAUGGAAUUCUCUGAUGCUUCAGAUAGCUUUCCUGUCAAUCAUCUGUCAAGGAUGCGAAAUCCUGUAUUACACCUCCCUACCUCACGAAGUUCCUCCCCUGCUGAGAAGAACAGUUCUGGUAGUUGUCAUCAAGGCAAGAAUGGACAAAGCUACAGAAGCAUAAUCUCAGACAUCUUUGAUGGCAAAAUCCUGAGUACUGUCCAAUGCAACACUUGUUCACGGGUUUCUUCUACAAAGGAGACAUUCCAAGAUCUAUCCUUACCCAUUCCUAGUCGAGAGUUUAUCCAAAUUCUUCAUCAAGGAACCCCCCUCAAGGCUCACUUCAGUUCUUGCCCUGAUAUGUAUCAACAGCAGGGAUGGCUUUCAUACAUGUGGAGUUGGCUCCUGUCUUGGUUCUGGGGGCCCUCAGUUGAUUUGCACGAUUGCCUUGGAGCAUUCUUCUCAGCAGAUGAGCUCAAGGGUGAUAACAUGUACAGCUGUGAGAAAUGCAAGAAGCUCAGGAAUGGCAUCAAGUACAGCCGAGUUCUGGAACUGCCCGAAGUCCUGGGCAUUCAUUUGAAACGCUUUCGGCAUGAAUUCAUGUUCUCGUCCAAAAUUGGGAAUCAUGUCUCUUUCCCACUUAAAGACUUGGACAUGUCUACUUAUAUCCAUAAAGACUGUGCUUCACAAGUCAUGAAGUAUGAUCUCUUUGCUGUAAUUUGCCAUCAUGGUGGGGUUGGAGGGGGCCAUUACACUGCCUACUGCCUGAAUCCUCUGAACAACCAGUGGUACGAAUACGAUGAUCAGUGUGUCACUCGGGUCUCGCCUGAUGUUGUCAGGAAAUGUGAAGCUUAUGUCCUUUUCUACAAGAAAUACAAUGAGAAGAUCCUGAGGCAAAGAGAUGAGGUGAGGAGGAUUGAGGAUAAUAUGGUGGAGCCCAACCUUCUGCCUUUUUACAUUUCUAGACGAUGGCUGAAUAGGUUCCACACAUUUUCUGAACCUGGUCCAAUUGACAACUCUGAUAUUGUGUGCCCACACGACAGAGUUUGGCCUCAGAAAAUGGAUCAUGUCAAGAAUUUGGUGGUCAAGGUACAUCAGGGAGUAUGGGAUUACCUUCAUGAAUGCUUUGGGGGUGGCCCAGCUUGCAACUACCUGGUGGAAUGUGUGACGUGUCGACAAGAGCAGCAGAGACUAGCUCAACGGCAAUCUAAUGAGGUGCAGCAGUAUGAGCAUCUCCAUAGAGAAUUCAUGAAUGGGGAGCAUGAGGGAGGGAUUUUUGCUGUUUCAAUGACAUGGUUCAAUCAGUGGCGAGCAUUUGUUUUGGGAAAGGAACCUGAACCUCCAGGACCAAUAGACAAUUCUCCCAUUGCAGUGAACAAGAAUGGCACUUUCUCCCUCAAGCCAAACUCCCAUUACGCCCAGUUCUCGGAGGAUAUCUGGCAGUUUCUUCGUGGGAUCUAUGGUGGAGGACCAGAGCUGCUCCUCAGCAGUAAUCGUCCAAUAUCCAGCACUGUGGACAAAGCCAACCUCCUUGAUUCUCAUAACCAAAUUAUUAGUGAAACAUCCAGCACUGCAGACAAAGCCACCCUCCUUGAUUCUCAGAGCCAGCUUUUAAAUCUCUUGGAGAAAGCAUAA